Prunus armeniaca (apricot) is the source of this 1662-nucleotide messenger RNA. NCBI's taxonomy places the organism in Eukaryota, Viridiplantae, Streptophyta, Magnoliopsida, Rosales, Rosaceae. The record is from the annotation of a GenBank genome assembly.
AUGAAUAUGAAUAUAUUAGGUUCAAUAGUGAUAUUGUUGUCAUGGGUGUGUGCAGAUGCUGCAGUGUUUCUGAGCAUCGAUUGUGGUGCUUCCGAUUCUUACACCGACAGCCUUUCCAUAAACUGGGUUGGAGAUGAUGACUAUGUGCACAGCGGCGAGUCCCAGUUGGUGGAGUUGUCCAGCUCAACCCCUCAUGUGGCCAGCACUCUACGAGUUUUCACAAGUCUAAGGAAAAACUGCUACACCAUCAACAGCGUUGACAUGAUAGGUCAACGGCUUCUGGUGCGCGCUAGCUUUUACUACGGAAACUACGACGGUAACAACUCUCCCCCGACCUUCGAUCUCUACUUUGACUCCACCUACUGGACGCAAGUCAACUUAACCGGGGUUUCCGAUACCAUUGUUAAUUACGAGGUGAUAUACACUGUGAACAAAAACACCACCAGCAUAUGUCUUGCUCAAACCCUGCCUCGCCAGUUUCCCUUUAUAUCCGCACUCGAAUUCCGCAGUUUAGCUCCUAAAAUGUACACACGCGUUGGUUCUGAUUAUGCUUUGUUCAGGCAAAAGAGGUUUGCUUUAGGUGCACAACAACUCAUUAGGUAUCCAGACGACAGUUACGAUCGGAGAUGGGUACCCGGGUACGGUUUGUUUGCAUAUCAGGCGGAAGGUGAGGCGAUAAUAUCCAAGAUGGAUGUGAGUGGUGCAGAAGAUAAUCCUCCUGCAGCUGUAGUGCAAAAUGCAACCACCGGCAAUAACACGUCCGAGUAUCUUGAAUUAUAUACGUACCUCCCAGACUUUCCAGUUCAAGUGUACAUCACCACCUUCUUCUCGGAGGUGGAUCCUGCAGCACUCACUUCACCCAACAAACGAUCCUUUGAGAUUUAUGUAGACGAGCAGCCUUAUUCCAAACCCAUCGUCCCACCAUUUGAGAGCGUAGUGGAAGUCGCCAUCACCAACAUCACUGCUUCUUCGAAAACAUCCAUCACUCUCCGCCCCACUGCUGAUUCCACCCUUCCCUUCCUCAUCAAUGCCUUUGAAGUUUAUCUCCUGUCUAAAGUAGGACCAGCAACUGAUACCAGAGAUGUGGAGGGACUGGCGGUACUACAAGUGCAAUUCGAGGUGUUAAUUAUAUGGAGCGGUGACCCUUGCCUUCCAUUAAGCUCUUCGUGGGAAUGGGUUCAGAAUCUGAGUAGCUUCGAUCUGGUUGGUCCACUACCAGAUUUUAGUUCCAUGGAUGCCCUUGUCACAAUUGAUUUGCACGACAAUAGCUUAAAUGGUCCUAUCCCUGAUUUUCUUGGCUCCUUCCCGAAUCUAAAGCGACUAUUCAACGGAACCAUACCCACCUCCUUAUCCAAAAACAAGAAGUUGGAGUUAGUUGUGACUGGUAAUUGUCUCUCUGGAAUGUCUUGUCCACCUCCACCUCCACCUAAGACACCGCCUCAGACUCCACCGCCACCUACGACUACUAGUACUGAGACUACACCACCACCACCUUAUAACAAUGACAGGACACCGCCGCCGCCGCCGCCAGAUGUAUCCCAAUUCGGUUCAGGUUCAGGUUCAGGUUCAGGAUCUACCGAUGAUAGCAAGAACAAUGCCCUGCUUUCUAUACUAGUGGCAGCCACGAUUCAAGCUCUACUGUUAAUUACCUACUUUCCCUAA